Hemiscyllium ocellatum (epaulette shark) is the source of this 1561-nucleotide messenger RNA. RefSeq names its product PRA1 family protein 3-like. NCBI's taxonomy places the organism in Eukaryota, Metazoa, Chordata, Chondrichthyes, Orectolobiformes, Hemiscylliidae. The coding region runs from base 54 to 626 and encodes 190 amino acids. The record is from RefSeq and is a predicted model, not a curated record. Gene Ontology annotation, cellular component: membrane. The transcript is spliced from 3 exons. Gene Ontology annotation, biological process: negative regulation of transport.
GACGCCUGUUUAAGCGCCGCUGCUGUUGAGCUCUCAGUGUGAUAGCUGCUACCAUGGAAGUGCAGUUCGCUCCCUUAAGACCUUGGGAUGAUUUCAUUUUGGGUUCAGCCCGUUUCGCCCAGCCGGACUUUCGAGAUUUAACAAAAUGGAACAACCGAGUGAUCAGCAACUUGCUCUAUUACCAGAGUAACUACUUGGUCAUGGCUGUCUGCAUCUUUGUAGUGAUCGGGUUUAUGAGCCCCUUGGAGAUCAUCCUUGGAGGAGCAGUGGUAGUGCUGAUAUUCAUGGGUUCCAUGUGGGCUUCGGAAAAUAAAGCGGCUAUUGGUCAUUUCAAGCGUCGGUACCCAACAACGUUUGUCUUGAGCAUCUUGCUGAUGAGCUACUUUUUCAUUUCCAUUGUCGGGGGAGUGAUGGUUUUCUUGUUUGGAAUCACUUUGCCGUUGCUUUUGAUGUUUGUACAUGCUUCUCUGAGGCUUCGUAACUUAAAGAACAAGAUCGAAAACAAGAUGGAAGAGGUUGGACUGAAGAAGAGCCCCAUGGGUAUCUUUCUGAAUGCCCUUGGUCAGGAACAGGAACAUCUCUCUAAAUUUGCAGAUAUGUUGGCAGCUCAAAGCAAAGACAAAUAAGGAGAACUGAGUAUUAAUUAGUUUGCAUCUUUAACUUGGUAUAUGUUGUGCAGUAUUCCUGGAAUAACAUUUUGCAAUCUGCAUACACACUGAUAUGAUGUGCAAUUGUCAAGAAUCCCAAAGUAAAAAUGGGUGUUAUUUUGUUUGCAGGGUAAAAUGUAUUGUAGAAAACAAACAUUUUGAUAUAGUGCCAGACAUUUUUUUUGGCUUUAUGUACUUUUCUUAGGUAAAGUAACUGCUAGCUAACAUGCCACUAUUACAGUAGUUCCUCUGGAUGACAUGUAUUCUUGAACAAUUUUUAUUGUGGUGUUGAGUUUGAUUUUGUUAAUUAGUUAAAGUUACUGUUUUAAAGUUUAGGGAUAUAUUCUUUAAGAUACGUUUUGUUCAUGGGUAUUUAAGAAUCAGGAUAUAUAAGCCUGAAUAGAUGAUGAAAAAUGGAAGCACUGUAUGACCCCUUCACAAGUUUCCAAUUGCUGUUUCUAAUGUAGAAAGCUCCACAGCCUUCUGUUUGGUAUGAUCUUGCGUUAGAAUAUAAAUGUUUUAUAUUGAUUUUUGAUCAUAGGUAUAUGGGGAGAUAAUUUAUCUUUGUAACGUGUAUUCAGUUGACUUUGAGGCCUGCCAUUAACUGGAAUAGCACAAAUCAUUGCAAAACUGGAUUCACUCCUAUAUCGAAACCUCCGAAGCCACACCACCAGGGAAAAUGUCAAGCGCCUGCAAUCUCACUCAAUUUUACCAAAUCUAAGUUUGGGAAAAAUGAAUUUAAGAAAAACAUGUCUUUUGGGAGCUCAGCUCAUUUACUAAUGCAGCUAUUGCAGUUGCGUAACUAUUUUACAGCUGCUAAAAUGUUUGGCAAACAGUUGUUUGUGAUAUUUAACUCUGCAGGUCCAAAGAUAUGCAACAUCUCUUGCAUGCAAUAAAGGCUACUUUAAAUUGUU